Molecule: messenger RNA, 2685 nt
Organism: Phalacrocorax carbo (great cormorant)
Lineage: Eukaryota; Metazoa; Chordata; Aves; Suliformes; Phalacrocoracidae
Source: RefSeq, a predicted model, not a curated record
ACCCCGUCGCAGCAGAUCCUGCACCCCCAGCUGGGGCGGGCCAGGGCGGAGCUGCACCUGGUGCAGGUGAGCGAGCGCGGCCGUCCCUCCCUCCCGCCGCCGAGCAGGAAAUGCCGGGCACCGGCCACCUCGACACGCCGGGACCCCCGGACCCCGCCACGCCGCCGGAGCCCACGGUCAACAUCUUCCAGGUGGAGGGUCCAACCGCCGACCCCACCAGCCAUGCCUGGCCAGGACCCCAGCCCCAGCCUGAGACCCUGGCCUCCAGCCCACCCCAGGAGACCUGGGCUGGCAAGCAUGAGUUCCUGCUGUCCUGCCUAGGCUACUGCGUGGGGCUGGGCAACAUCUGGCGCUUUCCCUACCUGUGUUACCGCAACGGAGGAGGUGUCUUCCUCAUCCCCUACUUCAUCAUGCUACUCGUCGUGGGGCUGCCCCUCUUCCUCAUGGAGCUGAGCCUGGGCCAGUAUGGGGCCACGGGACCCAUCACUGUCUGGAAGUGCUGCCCGAUCCUGAAAGGUGUUGGCGUAGCCAUGCUGAUCGUGUCCUCCCUGGUGUCCCUCUACUACAACGUCGUCAUCGCCUGGGCUUUCUACUACCUGGGCUCCUCCUUCCAGAGCCCCCUGCCCUGGUCCUGCGAUGCCCCCUGGAACGCGCACCUCUGCCAGAACACGUCGGGGAGCGCCGGCUGGGCCAGUGCCAGUGAGGUUUUCUGGAACGAGCAGGUUCUGGGGGUGAAGCACAGCUCCGGCCUCGGGGACCCCGGCCCCGUGCAGUGGCCCCUCGCCCUGUGCCUGCUGGCAGCCUGGAUCCUCGUCUUCCUCUGCAUGCUGAAGGGCAUCCGCAGCUCGGGCAAGGUGGUGUACUUCACAGCCACCUUCCCCUACCUGGUCAUCCUCAUCCUCAUCACCCGGGGGGCCACGCUCGACGGCUCCCUCAACGGCGUCCGCUUCUACCUCUCCUCGGACUGGAGCAGGCUGCGGAGUGCCCAGGUGUGGAGCGACGCGGCCUCGCAGAUCUUCUACUCCCUGGGCAUCGGGUUCGGGGGGCUGCUCUCCAUGGCCUCCUACAACAAGUUUGACAACAACGUCAUCCGGGACACCCUGGUCAUCACCAUCGGGAACUGCUGCACCAGCUUCUUCACCGGCUUCGCCAUCUUCUCGGUGCUGGGACACAUGGCCUGGAGGAAACAAAUCCCCGUGGGCAGGGUUGCUGACUCGGGCCCCGGGCUGGCGUUCGUGGCGUACCCCGAAGCCCUCUCCCUGCUGCCCGGCUCCCCGUUCUGGUCCAUCCUCUUCUUCCUGAUGCUCUUCACCCUGGGAGUGGACACUUUGUUUGGGAACAUCGAGGGCAUCAUCACAGCCAUCCUGGACGAGUUCCCAGCCCUGCGUGACUGGAGGAGGAAGAUGAUACUGCUGGGUGCGCUCUGCACCUCCUUCUACCUGCUGGGGCUCCCGCUGGUCACCCAGGGAGGCAUCUUCUGGUUCACCCUCCUUGACACGUACAGCACCGGCUUUGGGCUGAUCGUCGUCGCCCUCUUCAUGUGCCUGGGCAUCGCCUUCUGCUACGGCGUGAACCAGUUCUGCCAGGACAUCGUGGACAUGGUCUGCUGGUGCCCGCCCUGGUGCAGCCACAUGCUGGGCUACUUCAAGGUGUGCUGGGCCUUCUUUACCCCCUGCCUGCUGCUGUUCACGCUCAUCUACACCGUCCUGGACAUGUACAGCGUGCCCCUGCGCUACAGCACCUACGAGUACCCCGCCUGGGGCACGAGCCUGGGCGUCUGCAUGGGCGCCCUCACCUGCCUGCAGAUCCCGCUCUGGGCCGCCGUGGCCCUGUGCCGCGAGUCGGGGACGCUGAGCGACCGCUUCCAGAAAGCCACCCAGCCCCUGCGCUCCUGGAGGACAGCCACUGCCCGGGACGUGGCCGGAGAUGUCAUCGACGUGCCCUUCACCAUCACCCUGACCGGCAACGACUUCAAUGCGCCGCCCCACGGCAGUGAAGACUGAUGCCGGGUCCAGGGCACCCCACGUCCUCACUCAGAGCCCCCCGGGAAGACGGGACCCGCUGGCGAUGGGGACACCCGCCUGGGGCUGGCUGCUGGCGCACGUGGCUGCCCUUGUGCCGUCACCAUCACCCAUCCCGGUGGAUGGAAACCACCCAUCCCAGCAUGUAUUUUAAUUCUUCUUCCUGGAACCGCUCUGCCCGCUCCAAAGGUGUUUCUAGAGGACUCUCCGUGAGCAGGACCGGCUGCCGGGGCCGCACUCCAGCCCUGGGCAGUUCUCACGUCUCGUCGGAGCAGUUUGGGGGUGGCUGCGUGCGCCCCUGUCCCCGACCCAGCUCUCUCCUGGCAGGGCAGGCUGCCAGCGGCAUCCCUGCCAGGGCCAGCUGCCUUGGGCAGGGGCCAGGCCGGCCGAGCCCACCGUGGCGGCGGGAAUGGCACGCUGACCCCCGGGGUGGGCUCCGGUGCUCGUGGGCAGCAGCUCCGGCACGGCUGGUAUCGCUGUGCCGGUGGGCUGGGCUGGCCCGGCAGCCAACUCAGAGCCCCCAGCCCGGGGCAGGUCCCCCCUCGCCUGUCCUGGGAGCAGCCCCAGGCUGGGUUUGCAGCCUCAGGCGGCGGCAGGUGCACGAUGCAUUUGCUGCUGCUGCACUAAAGCUCCGUCUCCCAGCGCGACGUUGCUGUGCGCCGCC